Messenger RNA from Argiope bruennichi, 2166 nucleotides. RefSeq names its product major facilitator superfamily domain-containing protein 6-like. The coding region runs from base 318 to 1913 and encodes 531 amino acids. Gene Ontology annotation, molecular function: transmembrane transporter activity. Lineage: Eukaryota; Metazoa; Arthropoda; Arachnida; Araneae; Araneidae. The transcript has 5 exons. The record is from RefSeq and is a predicted model, not a curated record. Gene Ontology annotation, cellular component: membrane.
UUCUCAAUUCUCAUAAACCGGCAAUAUUUAUAAGCAUAGGGUUUGCUCGUGUGUUUUGAAUUGUAAUUGGAGUUCCGUGAAGACGGACAUUUGGAUAUCACGUGCGGAUAUUUCUGCUGCGCGUAAGUCUCAAUAAGAAGGUCGUCCAAGGUACAUAUAAUAAAAGUUUUUCCGCUAUCUUCAUUAACUAUAACCAUAUCGAAGAUGUUUGUGUUCAUCGAACAUUCUUAAAUAAACCUAUAGAUUGGACCAGAUAAGGUAAAUAUUUGGAUUACAACAAACAUAAGAAUUUUCUUUGCCGAUUUCGAAAGCGAGCAAUGAAGAUGGUGGAUUGGAAGUUUUGUCAUAUUAAUCUGAAUCUCCUGUCCAUAAAAUGUCAUUACUUUUUCUUUUUUGGAGGAAUGGGCGGUGCUAUGCCCUUCAUGCCCAUUUUGGCUAAGGGACUCGGAAUUAGCGCUACCGCAGUUGGGGUUGCCUUUACAAUCACACCUUUUUGUGUACUGUUUUCAAAACCGCUUUUUGGCUAUAUCACAGACUUCUUCAGGAAUAUAAAGCUGGUUGUCUUUCUCCUAGUGUGUGUAACGUCGCUUAGCUACAUACUCGUCAUUUUUCUACCUUCCAUCGAUAACUCGACGUGGAUAAGAAUGAAAAUUCAAUGUGGAAAUGCAGAAAACUCUACAUUUCUAAUUUCGACACAAUAUAACAGAGAUUGCCUUAGAGACAGUCUUCAAACCGAAGUGGAUGGUGAAAUCAGUUUUGUACCCUGUUACACCAAUAUUUCUAUGAUUUAUCAAGGAAAAAUCAGUCUUGAAAAUCUGAUAAAUGAGGGCCAUUCAAUACCUUUUAAAUCAUACGAAACUCUGCGGUUGAAAUUCACAUCCGAUUCUAAUAUUUCUUGUGACUGCGUUAAAGACAAUUCCUCCGUUUUCAAGAGCGUGAAGAUCAACUCUUGUUUUCAGAAAGACGAUGACUUCACUUCAGUAUAUGCGACAUAUCAGUUUUGGGUGUUUACGUUAUUGGCUGUCAUUUCUGGCACUGGAGCCGCGACGGUGUUUUGUCUCAGCGAUACGGCUUGUUAUGAGGUUCUUGGAGAUCGAUCCGAUUUGUACGGCAGGCAGAGACUAUGGGCAACGAUUAGCUGGGGAGUCGUCACUCUUUUGGCGGGUUUUCUUAAUGACUUGGCGACUGGAGAUUCGGAUACUGCCAACUUCUCUCCCGGCUUUUAUCUCAUGUUGGCUCUAGUUGCUGUCGAUCUUGUCUUGUUGUUGAAGAUCAAAUUGACCAAGGCCAACUUCUCCCUGCACAUAUGCCAAGACAUUGAAAAGAUUUUCUCUUCUUUCGAAACAGUUGCUGUCGCUUGUGCUGUCUUCAUUGUCGGCGCAUUGACAGGCCUUCUAUGGAAUUAUGAAUUCUGGUUUCUACAAGACUUGGGUGCCACCCAAAGCCUGAUGGGACUUUGCAUUGCCGUGCAAUGCCUCGUUGCCGAAGUGCCGUUUUUCUUUUUCUCUGGAUGGCUCAUCAAAAUCUUUGGACACUUUUAUUGCAUCAUAGGCACUUUCGCAGCUUUUGCUCUUCGACUGGGACUAUAUUAUGUUUUGGAAAAUCCAUGGCUGGUACUUCCGAUCGAAGUAUUGCAUGGGAUCACUUUUGGUGUGUUUUAUGCCUCUAUGACUGGAUACGCUUCGGAUAAUGCUCCACCAGGUACUGAAGCAACGAUGAUGGGGAUACUAGGAGGCCUAUACGAAGGCUUGGGUGUUGCCACCGGAAGCCUUCUCGGAGGAGUUGGAUUCGACAAACUUGGUGGCCGUCAAACGUUUUUAAUCGCUGCAGUUGUCAGCUUGAUUUCCAUUCUAACACUCUCCUUAGCACUUCUUGGUCAUAAAAAACAUCCAAACAAAAAUGAAACUUCAUAAAUAUGCAAACUGUACAAUAUCUAUACAGAAAAUGAUUAAUAUUAUUAUUUAUUACAAUUUUAUUGUUAAUAUAAUUUAUCACAUCAUUACUGAAACGACACUCGAUAAUAUUUCACAUACGGAAGUGAUAUCGAUACUUGGAGGCAGUUGAAAUGACUCCAUUCGGACGAACUGAUUCUUAGUCUGAGAAGCAUUUUUGUAAUCUUUAUCAUGUAUAAAUAACCGAUCAUAAAAUAAAAUCAUUCCUAUAAAA